Molecule: messenger RNA, 1280 nt
Organism: Ochotona curzoniae (black-lipped pika)
Lineage: Eukaryota; Metazoa; Chordata; Mammalia; Lagomorpha; Ochotonidae
Gene: PHF24
Product: PHD finger protein 24
Exons: 7
Coding region: 5-1210 (401 amino acids)
Source: RefSeq, a predicted model, not a curated record
AGCCAUGGGGGUGUUGAUGUCCAAGCGGCAGACAGUAGAGCAGGUACAGAAGGUGAGCCUGGCUGUGUCUGCCUUCAAGGAUGGGCUGCGGGACAGGCCUUCCAUCCGACGUUCAGGUGACCUGCCGGGAUCCCGCCGUGGGACCGUAGAGGGUUCUGUUCAGGAGGUACAAGAAGAGAAAGAUGCAGAAGUCGGCACCAUGGUGAUCCAAGAAGAAAGCAGCGUCAACCGUGCAGCCUGGGAGAGGCUCCGACAUGGCCGUGGGAUAGAACCCGAGGAGUUGGUCAAAAGUCGACAUUUCACACCCCCCGCCUUCACCCGCCCCACCAGGAAACUGGACGAUGACAAGCCUCCAGACAUCUCCUUAGAGCCCAGAGAGCCCGUUGUCAACGACGAGAUGUGCGACAUCUGCGAGGUCUGGACGGCUGAGAGUCUCUUCCCAUGCAGGGUCUGCACCAGAGUUUUCCAUGACGGCUGCCUGCGCCGCAUGGGCUACAUCCAGGGAGAUGGUGCAGCGGAGGUGACCCAGAUGGCCCACACGGAAACAGGCUGGAGCUGCCACUACUGUGACAACCUCAAUUUGCUGCUGACUGAGGAAGAAAUGUACAGCCUCACAGAAACAUUUCAGCGGUGUAAAGUCAUCCCUGAUUGCUCCCUGACGCUGGAGGACUUCCUGCGCUUCCGUCACCAAGCAGCGAAGCACGGAGAAAGUGACAGGGCCCUGAGUGAGGAGCAGGAAGAGCAGGCGGCCCGCCAGUUUGCAGCCCUGGACCCUGAACAUCGAGGCCACAUAGAGUGGCCUGACUUCUUGUCCCACGAGUCCCUCCUGCUUCUGCAGCACUUGCGUCCUCAGAACUCUCUGCUGAGGCUUCUGACCAGCAAGGAACGGGAACGAGCCCGGGCUGCCUUCCUGGCAAGGGGUAGUGGGAACACCAUCAGCGAGGCUGAGUGCCGCCACGCCCAGCACUCUUGGUUCUGCAAACGCCUCACUCAACCUGCUUCCGGCAGUGUCAGCAGUGUCAGCCAUGUGGGUCCCAUUGCAGACAGCAGCCCUGCCAGCAGCAGCAGCAAGAGUCAGGACAAAGCCCUGCUGCCCACAGAACAGGAGGCCAGAUACGUGGACUGGCCCACCUUCCUGCGAGAGAAUGUCAUAUACAUCUUGGCCGCCCGCCCCAACAGUGCUGCCAUUCACCUGAAACCCCCGGGAUAGCAUGGAGUGGACAACGGCGUCCUUUCCCGCCUUUCCUCUCUCCCUGCCCCCCACCAACCUCUGGCGCUGA